This is a messenger RNA of Phytophthora nicotianae INRA-310, 2922 nucleotides long. RefSeq lists its product as hypothetical. Lineage: Eukaryota; Oomycota; Peronosporomycetes; Peronosporales; Peronosporaceae. The record is from RefSeq and is a predicted model, not a curated record. Gene Ontology annotation, molecular function: calcium ion binding; protein binding. Bases 1 to 2922 code for a protein of 973 amino acids. The transcript is spliced from 3 exons.
AUGGAGGAAGAAGUGGUGCAGUCUGCUACAUGGGAAGAGGAUGAGCCUCAAGACCAAGCGGGGGAACACGACCAAGCAUCUAAUUGGGUCGAGUGCUUUAGCGAUGAUGGUGAGAGGUACUUUACCAACACUGUUACUGGCGAGACGUCGUGGACCAAGCCAGGAUCCGAUUUUGAGCAAGACCAGGCUGGUGCGUGGCAGGUUGAUAGCGUUAUAGAAUCCACUGCAGCCGAGUUCUCGGCUAACGAAGCCGUCACCGCUGCGCAAGACGCUGUGGCCGACGAAUCUUGUCAAGCCACGCAAUGGUUGGAGCUGUACGACCAAGACCAUCAAACCUUAUAUUACUUUGCGACACAAUCGGGUGAAACUCGUUGGGAACCUCCCCUGGAAGGUACAAAUCUGGUUCGAAAGUGUGAUAGUGAUGCAGUAUUGAGCGCGGUGGUGUCGUUGCAGAGUGCUACUAGGUCGCAGCAAGCUCGAGCGAGAGUAUCAGCGAUGCGACAGCAGAAAAUGAAGGAACAAUCAGAAGAUACCAACAUUGAUAACAAGAUCAGUAGUCUAGACGAAUACACAGAGGUGAACGACAACGUCAACACUGACGCAGUUCCAUCAAGUACGGAAGAUCUAGGUUUACAAAACAACGAAUCGCAGUGGGUCGAAGUGUUUGACCCCACGACGCAACAGCAGUAUUACUACAGCCCAAGCACCAGCGAAACUCGCUGGGAUCCCCCUGAAACAUUCGUGUCCUCUUUGGAAGAUCGCAAAAUGGCUGCUGCAAUUUCGAUACAGUCGCUAUCACGUGGACGCAUAGCUCGUAAGCAAGUUCAUGAACGGCGAGCACAUUCUCACUCGAUUCAAGACGAAUUUGAGCGCGAAACUAUUUGCUGUCGUGAGAUGCGCCUUCAGGAGCUACUACAGAUCGAAAGUGGCGACCGAUUCUGGGGACUAGACAAUUACGAGCGUGAGUUGUUGCAGAAACAUGCCGAGGAAGAGAGGAUUAAGACAUUGAAUGACCAAGAUCUCUCGUCUUAUCCCCAACAUUCAAACGAUAUUCAUUUAUCGCUGGAUUAUCUCGACUUCGAAGACGAGGAAGUAGAUCCAGAGCGCUUGGAGCGGGAGCAACAGAAAGAGCACAAUGCUCGUAUUGCAAUGCACCGCGAAGAGACCCAACAGUGUCAGAAUGGAGACAUUUUCUGGGGUAUCCAAGCAGAGGAGACUAGGCAACUUGCUGCCAAUAUUGCUAUGGCUCAGGAGGAGGCAGCCAGUCGCCGUUUUGCGAAGAACGUGCUUGAACAAGCACUCAAUGAGACGUGGGAAGCUGAGGUGCUACAAAAUGCUACAAACGAACUUGCAGCACGUGGCGGACAGGAGCAGCGUAUGCAGGAAAGAUACCUCCGUUGGUUCUACCAGCAGUGCGUAUCUGUUGAUGAAUUACUCGACUAUCGAUGGCCAACCAAACAGCAACAAGAGAGUCUGAACGCAUCCUCAUCACCUGUCAAGCGGCGACGACAUCAAGUUGUUCGUCCGUAUCCUGAAUCGGCUGUUUCAGCAACACCAUACCCGCUAGAUGACUUGGUAUUUCGCGAUCGAUUGGAGCACGGGGAUCUACGCUACGGACUCAGAUCGGUCUUGACGAUCCACUGUCAGACUGCUCGCGGCACAAGCGGCACUCGCUAUGAGAUCACAAAGGCUUCUCCAGAGUGUGCAUUCGACGAAGACACGGCUGCAGCUCUCUUGAAGAAUCAAACACUGGAAUUCUUGUCCAGCAAUGAUUCACUGAGUGGAUUCGAAUAUCUGGAUGACCGUAUUGGAGAUAAAAGUCAAGACGAUGGAGCGAUACUGGGAUCGUCGGUCAACUACCGCCGCUCUCAAACGCCUGAUCCACACAUUCCUGCGCGAUUUAACGGGGUUCCUUACAAACCAAAUCAGAUAAGCCCUACUCGAGAAAUUCUAAGUGGAGACCAUCGCAAGCUAAACCAACUCCCGUCUCUUACCAAGCAGAAGCUAACAGACUCGCCAAAACUCCGUCAGCGGCAGAAGGCAAAGGCCAAAGCUCGAAUGUAUCCGAAAGUUUCGAGUCCUGUCUCGCAGUCAUCGAACAACAGAAAUGGCGCUGACUCAGCUCGCGAAUGUGAAGAAGUCAAAACUGAGGACGACAGCCUCCACGCCCAGUUCAAACGACACGAGCACAAAGUCUUGUCACAGCUCUUUUCACUUAUGGACUUGGAUGGAAGUGGCACCGUGAACCAGGACGAGAUGAGGUGGGCUCUUCAGCGAGACGCAGAAAUACACGCACUCGCCAAGACUUCACCGCUGCUUAGCAUUCUUCUCAAACAGCGUACGCGUCUGGAAGCGCUAUUUUCCAAUCGUACUGUGAAUGACCCACUCAGUCCUAAUAUGGACGACGCCAAUAGCAGCCACGAGCUGUCCUGGGAUGAAUUCCUGGCGAGAUGCGAGGACUCGUAUCUCCGUCUGAUGUCGGAUGGUCUCAUCCAGCCUGAUGUCGUUAGUACUGAGCGUAGUGAGACGGCGAAAGAUUUCAAGAACAACCGUCAGAAUGGACGUUCGCAGUCGUCGGCGGGAGACACUGAAGCUCGAACCAUCCGACGCGUCUUCGCACUGCUGGACGGUGACGGUAAUGGCGUCGUAGAUGUCGCCGAAGUUCAGCGGACCUUGUACAAUUCGGCUGCAACCACACCCGAUAGUCCUUCUGGAUCGGGAGCGGUAUCCAAGGAGCUACGCGCACUGGUAGAAGGCUCAAGUGCACUUCAGCCGAUGCUACACCAAGAGCUUUUCAUGACGGCAUUUAUAAAAUUUGAACCCAUGGACCCACGUGGUAUCAGUGAAGAAGAAUUUGUAGCCUUUUGUCUCGAGAUUGCUCAGGUUGCUGCUGCUAACAACUUGGUGGAAACGGUAGUAUAG